This is a messenger RNA of Lichtheimia ornata, 579 nucleotides long. RefSeq lists its product as uncharacterized. NCBI's taxonomy places the organism in Eukaryota, Fungi, Mucoromycota, Mucoromycetes, Mucorales, Lichtheimiaceae. Gene Ontology annotation, cellular component: mitochondrion. Bases 1 to 579 code for a protein of 192 amino acids. The record is from RefSeq and is a predicted model, not a curated record. The transcript has a single exon.
AUGUCAUUUGUCAACGUUAUUCGUCGAGCAGCCAUUCAAAGUGCUUCACGUUCCCGUUUAUACACCACCACCCCUCCUACUCCUCCUACUACUACUUCGCAACGACUCAAACAACAAGCCAAAGACAAGGCCGCUCCCAAAGUGGGCAAACUCAAGGAACUAGCACAAAAGUAUGGUGCAGCAAGUGUCUUGGUCUAUCUUGGUAUCGGCAUGGUCGAUUUGGGUAUUGCAUUUGCCGGGAUCCAGUGGGUGGGUCAAGAUCAGGUCAAGCGAUUGGAAGACGAUGUUAUGAAAACAGUCAACAAGUGGAUGAACCGAACGCCCGCGCAAGAACCACAGCAGCCUGAGGAGGAUAGCAACAAACAAUUAGAAACCAAGGAACAACCAUCAUUGGCUUCAGUAUUCUUGUUGGCCUAUGGUAUUCACAAAACCUUGUUUUUGCCAUUGAGAGUAACUGUCACUGCAGCUGUCACCCCAGCCUUUGUACGCAAGAUCCAUCAACUUGGUUGGCAUAGAUACGCUCCUCGUCUCUUUGGUGGUAAUGGUGCAGCAGCAGCAACAGCUUCCAAAAAGCCUUAA